Messenger RNA from Saccostrea echinata, 7300 nucleotides. Its product is annotated as kinesin heavy chain-like. The coding region runs from base 338 to 3262 and encodes 974 amino acids. Lineage: Eukaryota; Metazoa; Mollusca; Bivalvia; Ostreida; Ostreidae. The transcript is spliced from 25 exons. The record is from RefSeq and is a predicted model, not a curated record. Gene Ontology annotation, biological process: microtubule-based movement. Gene Ontology annotation, molecular function: ATP binding; microtubule binding; microtubule motor activity.
CGAGGUUCCCCGCAAUCCAUAAAUCACGUCAUCUUCCACCAUGCAUUUCUGACAUUGAUUAUGGAAUUCGAAGCAGACGUUAUGUGAUAUAAACUUGGACACGAUCCACCGUUUUCAAAGAGUGCAAGGCAACACCCUUCCGUAUUUCUAGUUCUUUAAACAUUCCACUUGAAGAUUUUCUCUGAAAAUUCUUAUUUUAAGUCAAUUUGUUGUUGUUUUAAGAGGUCUUGUAUGCGUUUGAAUUAUAAUGAUGAACCGAGUUUCCAUCAUAUUGAUGAGAUCGAUGCAUAAUUAGAUUCAUAAAAGACUCAGACUGCAACAAUCGUCCUGGUGAAAUAUGACGACGCCGGCUGACGAAUGUGGCAUCAAAGUCGUCUGUCGUAUCCGGCCUUUGAACUCCUCGGAAGAGAAGGCAGGGAGUAAAUUCGUGGUUAAGUUCCCGACAGAAGACUCUAUUAACUGUGGUGGGAAGCUGUUUGUGUUUGACAGAGUUUUGAAACCCAAUGUCACUCAAGAGCAGGUCUACGAGACAGCAGCUAAACCUAUUGUAGCUGAUGUAUUGGGUGGGUACAAUGGAACAAUUUUUGCAUAUGGACAGACAUCCUCUGGCAAAACUCAUACAAUGGAGGGUGUUCUGGGAAAUGACAAGAUGCAUGGAAUUAUUCCAAGGAUCGUUCAGGACAUCUUCAGUUACAUUUAUGGAAUGGAGGAAAAUCUGGAAUUCCAUAUCAAAGUUUCAUAUUUUGAGAUCUACAUGGAUAAAAUCCGAGAUUUGCUGGACAUUUCCAAGGUGAAUUUAUCAGUACAUGAAGACAAGAAUAGAGUUCCCUAUGUCAAGGGCGCCACAGAAAGAUUCGUGUCGAGUCCUGAAGAAGUGAUGGAAGCCAUUGAUGAAGGAAAAGCUAAUCGUCAUGUCGCUGUCACCAAUAUGAAUGAGCAUAGCUCUCGCUCACACAGUGUGUUCCUCAUUAACGUGAAACAGGAAAAUCUCGAGAACCAGAAGAAACUUAAUGGCAAACUGUACUUGGUGGACUUGGCAGGAAGUGAAAAAGUCAGCAAAACAGGAGCUGAGGGCGCCGUGUUGGAUGAAGCUAAAAAUAUCAACAAAUCAUUAUCAGCUCUUGGGAAUGUCAUCGCUGCCCUGGCUGACGGGAAUAAGAGCCAUGUUCCAUACCGAGACAGCAAACUGACUCGUAUCCUCCAGGAAAGUUUGGGAGGAAACGCUCGAACGACCGUCGUCAUCUGCUGUUCCCCAGCCUCCUUCAAUGAAGCGGAAACCAAAUCUACUCUGCUCUUUGGUCAGCGAGCUAAGACAAUUAAGAACAUUGUAUCCGUGAAUGAAGAACUGACAGCGGAAGAAUGGAAGAAGAGAUAUGAGAAAGAGAAGGAGAAAGCGGCGCGGUACAAAGGGCUGUUGGAGAAAUGUCAAGCUGAGCUCCAAAAGUGGCGCAGUGGUCAAUCUGUUACGCUGGAUGAACAAGUAGACAUGAAGGCCAGCACCGCGUCCUUACAGGAGGAGGAGAAACAGCCCCCGCCCCCCGCCCUGACAGCCAGCGUCAGCUCCACACUGGACGAGAACACCAAGGCACAGCUGGAAGAGGAGAAAAUGAAACUCUACGAACAGCUGGAUGAUAAGGAUGAGGAAAUUAAUGAACUGUCUCAGAUGAUAGAGAGAUUGAAGGAACAAAUGCUGGAACAGGAAGACCUGAUUACCAUGGGAAAACGAGACUACGAUUCCCUACAGCAGGAAAUGACCCGGAUACAAGCCGAUAACGAUUCCGCCAAGGACGAGGUGAAGGAAGUCCUGCAGGCGUUGGAGGAGUUGGCGAUGAAUUACGACCAGAAAUCUCAGGAAGUCGAGAACAAGAACAAAGAAAACGAGACCAUCGUGGAGGAACUGAACCAAAAACUGAGUGAGCUGGAUAACAUCAAGGCAGAGUUUGAGAAGAUGAAGGACUCAUCUCUCCACCAAAGGAAGAAGAUGACAGAGAUUAUGGGUAGUCUGAUGAAGGAUAUGUCAGAGAUAGGAAGUAUUGUAGGAGGCAAUGCUAACGAGUUCAAGUUUAGCGGGGGUAGCCCUGACAAGCUGGAGGAGGAUUACACAGUAGCCAGGAUUUACAUCACGAAGAUCAAGAGUGACAUCAAGACACUUGUGUCUCGAUCUCAGCAGCUCGAGGUGACCGAGACGGAGGUCAAAGAGAAACUCAGCAGUGCCGAGAAAGAUCUCAGUGACUGUAAACUCACAAUACAACAGUAUGAAGCUAAGAUGUCAACACUGAAUGAAACAAUUAAAGACAUUGAUAACAAGAAGAAGCAGCUCCAGGAAACAGUGGACUCCCUCAAUGAUCAAGUAGAGAUGCUCAAAAUGGAGGAAAAAAUGCAUUUGAGCUCAGUCUCAGAGAGGGAAAAGGAAGCAUCCGAUCGAGUCCAAAAUAUAUCAGCCAUGAAGGAAUCUCUGGAGAAACAGAUGGAACAACACCGAGAACAGCACGCCAAACAUCUCGCCGAGCUCAGAGAGGAGGUGGCUGAGAAGCAGAGUCUGAUAGACCAGCUCAAAGAUACAAACCAAAAGUUGAGUCUGGCACUGGAGAAACUUCAGGCUGAUUAUGACAAACUGAAGACAGAGGAAACAGAAAAAUCUCAGAAACUACAGGAACUCUCGCUAAUGAAUGACCGACGAGAGCAGGCCAAACAGGACCUCAAAGGCCUCGAGGAGACGGUGGCCAAAGAGUUACAGACUCUUCACAACUUGAGGAAACUGUUUGUACAAGACUUACAGAACAGAGUCAAAAAGUCAGCCAAUAAGAAGGAUGAUGAGGAAGAGGAUGAUAUAGGAGGAAGCAUGGCACAGAAACAGAAAAUAUCAUUCCUAGAGAACAAUCUAGAACAACUGACCAAAGUCCACAAACAGCUUGUGCGUGACAAUGCUGAUCUGAGAUGUGAGCUGCCUAAACUGGAGAAGAGACUGAGGGCCACCAUGGAGAGAACAAAGUCACUGGAGACAGCUCUAAAAGAGGCAAAGGAAGGAGCCAUGAGAGACAGGAAGAGAUAUCAACAUGAGGUAGACAGGAUUAAGGAAGCUGUCCGCCAAAAGAACUUGGCCAGACGUGGUCACGCGGCACAUGCACAGAUUGCAAAACCUAUACGCGCUGGUCAUGCUCCAGCAGCUUCACCGGGAUCAACAGGGAUACGAGGGGGAGGUGGGGGCAUGAACGGCCCCACCCCCAUCAAACCAAAAAUGGAGACGGAGUCACAGGCUUAAUGUGUUGACAAUAUUGUGUGAUAAACUUUAGAAGAAGAAAUUUCCUUUGUUGUGAACAAAAACAUUCUAUAAAUACGGGGAAAAUGGGCAAACUUCAUGCUUAGAUGUUGUUGCACACUGACCUUAGGUCAAAGGUCAAGGUCAAUAACUAGACAUCAUAUGCCUUGUUUUCAGUGUUCCGAGCAUUGUGUUGUGUUAUUUUCACCUCGGCUUCAGCAUUAUCAGUCAGUCUUAAUACUAAACAUUGUGCUGAUUUGUAAGUGUUUACACAGAAUUAGUUGUUUUCUGACUUAGAAAUCCUUGUUAGAUUGCAUUAUGUACUGUAGAUGUCAUCUGGUACAUAAAAAUGAAGAAAAUAUAUAUAUAUAUAAAAAUAUGAAUAUAUAAAAAAGGGGGUGAAAGGGAACUUUUUAUGUUUAAGAAAGAAAAAUUAGUUUCAUCUAAAAUUGUAAGUGGCAUCAUUACUUUUUAAUUUAUUAGUUUCUUACAUUCAAGUAGAAUGACGAGUCGAUUAUGUGGAAACAAACAGCAUAAGUCUUACUUAGCAGAAACGCUUACUAAACAUGUACAUAACUGUGUUCAGUAGUUUUUGUUUUGUCAUUCUUUUUGAUAGUUCAGCCUAGCUGAUGUUUGAUUUUAACUUGAUUUUGUAGAAUCCUACAUUGUAAGAGGCAAACAAUGUAUACCUUAUUUAUUGAAUGUGUUAGUACUGUGGUACAGAAAAAAAUUUGUAUGUUUGAUAAUGUGAAUAUGUAUCUACUUUUUUGAAGAGAGUGGAAAUGGCAUUUUCUGGUCUGUCAAGCAGAACUACCCAGGUUUGAAAUUUGAUAAUUUUUUGUACAUUUUAACAGGUAAAUUUCAAUGGGGGGGGGGUGCCAUUUUUGCAACUUUAUUUCUUUUACUCGUCCAAGCAAAUUCAGUGACCGAAAAAAAAACUAAUCCAUGCAGUAUAUUAUGAUGCUGUAGGGUUGUUUGUGUCCUUUAUCACAAGAAUGUGAGGAGGACCAUGGAGAUAAUAACAGUGUUUAAUGUUAAAAUUCUUUUGGCUGUGAUGAUUUGUGUGAGAAUAUUGGCUAGAAGUCAGAAAGUAGUGUUGUCCAAAACUCAUAGUUUGUUAAGAGAGAGCAAUGCCAGUUAAAGCAUUGUACAGUUUUAGAUGUAGAAAUUAAUGACUGAGUUUGAAGUCAUUGAGUGUUAAAUGUCAAAAUUAGGUCUGUAGGCUAAAGGAUUGUCUUAAGGUGCAUUUACAAGAUCUCAUUAGCAUGUCAAAAUCUCCAUUAGUAUGUCAGAGACGAUGAAGAAAAAAAUGUUGGUUUGGUAGAUCUCCUGAGUCAUAAUUAGUGUGUCAGAGACGAUGAAGAAACAAAUGUUGGUUUGGUAGAUCUCCUGAGUCAUAAUUAGUGUGUCAGAGACGAUGAAGAAACAAAGGAGGAAUCAAGUGUGUAAAAUGAUGAAGUAUAGAAAUGAUGGUGGUGGUUUUCCUGCAGCCAUUUCUUCCUCUGGCUUUCCUUUUCUGAUUUAGGGAUGUGUCAGUGGUGAAUUGUUUGAUAUUCCAACAGCUGGUGGGUGUGUCAACAAAGGGAGAAUAUGUAUACUUUAUAAUGGAAGGGAAAAAAAGAUCCCCUAAAGAAGGAAAGGUUAGGUGUUAAUAAAGGGGAAUGUACUGCCUGCAGCUAUACUGUGUUUCGCUAGAAAGGCGGUAAUAAAAGUAUGAGAUGUAUGUGUUUAUGACCAGAUUUACAGGCUACUGGUUUAAAACUAGGUCGUCUACGUGGGGCUCUAUACACCUAAGGUUCCUCGUCCUCUCUGUUCACUCAUAGUAAAUUUUGCUUCAUUGCUAAUGAUUUUCCAAAAGAAAUCUUAUCUUAAGUAGAAAUGCUCACAACUUCAGCAUACCUUGAGGAACAAAAUUUGAUAGAAGUAGUCUUUAAACUUAACAAUUUUAUAAAGGAAUAAAUAGUCAAAUAUCCAGUGAGAGUUAUCUCUCUUAUCAGUUGGUAGAUGUACCUUAAAGCUUAGGAAUUUAAAGAGAGGGGUUAAAGUGACUUUUCCUGGUUUAAAUUACAGUCUAUCCCGAAUAUCUUGAAUAUGGUAUCCCCCCCCCCCCCCCAAAAAAAAAAACUUGAAGGGAUCAAGAUAUCAGUCAUUUUGUAACAUCUCUGAACUGAAGUGUUGAAGAGUCAAUUUUGUAUUCAAUAUAUUGGUGUACAAGAUAACUAAAGAUGAAUGGAAUUAUUGUCUUAUCUUUACAAUUAUGUUUGAGCUGCAUAUCACCAAAUGUCUGUCAAAAACAGUUGUCUGGGAAAAAUGUUUUAUAUGCUAUUUUCCAAAAUAAAAUUAAUUUUGAAUUGAGGAUUGAAAUGAGUUAGAGAUGAAAUUGAUCAGCAAGGGAAAUUUGAAGAGUGGUGUUUAUGUUGUAUUAAAAUGUUUAUUUCGUAGGUGGGAUGUUUUGUUGUUACGUUUCUUCCAGUUUAAUUUGCAAAAGUGAAGUCUUUCAUUCUGUGUGUAUAUGUAGGUAUAGAUUUUGCUGUGGGUAGUCUGUGUGGAAAAAAGCUUUGCUGGAAAAGGGUGAAAUGGAUGUUUUGUGUUCAGGAGCUUCAUUGUCUGUUCAUCUGUCCGUCUAAUCAUAGGUGGAAUAUAGAUUUUAAUUCACAUCUGCUAAUUUAUUGUAGUUUGAGCUGUAACUUACAAAAACCAAUGCUAUAUGAAAAGUCUACAUGGAAUUUGAAACCAAGUUAAAUGACCUAAUUUUGAGAUUGGUGGUUUUUGAAAUUUUUUUGAAUAUUUUUUUUAGUUUUUAUAGGAGAUAAUUUAAUUGAUUCAUUAGAUAAAUUGAUAGGAAGUGAUACUAUAAAUACUUAUUGCCUUGAAGUUUGGAUAAGUUUAGAAAAAAAUCAUACGAAGCCAUGGAGUAUGUACAAGUUUCUAUACUUGAAUUAAGAUAUUGUAUUGUAUUGUAGAAUAAAGUAAUCUGUACUGUUUUACAUCUAAAAUUCAUGUAUUUUCAAGCUAUACUGUAUUGAAUCCAUUCCUUUUUGUGUUUUAUGGUGUAAUAUUGUAUGUUUAAUACACAGGGACUGUAACAUAGUAUGUUUGAGUUUACUUGAUCACUAUACCUCUUGUAAGUAUUUGUAUGUAUAGUGAUGGCAUAAAAUCAAGCAGUAGAAGGUUACAUGUCCUCGUGGUUUAGUGCUUGUUAAUGCAUUAUAUAUAAGUGGAUAUCUAAUGGAAUACAAGAAUUACAUCAAGGAGCUUAUUAUUGAUGAUACUAUAAUAUAUGUAACAUUGUAUUUCUGAGGAACUCUACCCCAUGCCUCUCAUUAAUGUAUUGUGUAUAGCUGAUUAUAAUGCUUUGUAACACAGUUUUGUUAUGACAUUUGAUUUUGAUGUCAAAAAAAGUAUUGUAUUGUCACUGUAUACUGACUUUAUAGUUAGUGCAAUAAUUUAUAAUUCUCAGGAUUGAUGACGCGCUGCAAACCAUGAUCUGCUUUGAUGCUCUGUUACAAAAGCUGGGUAUGUAAACGGGAGAAUGUCUUCAUUCGUAUAUUUAGGUACACAGAAACAUACACAAACACACACACACACAUUGCAAAAUCAUAUAUGCACAUGUACUUUGUUGGGACUUAUUUAUUUAAAUAAUUCUGUAGAAAAAAAAUACAAAAUAACUUGCGAUAGAUUCUUAAUUAGACUCAAAAUUAAUAGAUGUGAAGUAAAUAUAUUUAUUCAGUUAAAAAACAUUGGUAUUUGCCUGCUAAGAUUUUUGAUUCAUUUUCAUAGUGCUAUCCAAUUAAUUAUUUUGUUUUUGCCACUGAUUUUUGCGGUCAGAAUCACGCUUUUAUGAACACCUAUGAUUGUCUCUGUUAUUCUGAAGUAAAGGGUCUCCAACUGGAUGUAUUUGAACACUUAGUUAAUCUAUACAGUACUCCGUAUCUGGCGUUUUUUUUAUGCCAGUUUCUGCUUGCCAGCGUUAUUUUUGUUUUGGAGAUACGUGAUGUAAAUUUCUCUGCUAAGAACAAUAAAUUAUUCACAGAAACGUGA